Messenger RNA from Chilo suppressalis (striped riceborer), 1584 nucleotides. The record is from the annotation of a GenBank genome assembly. Lineage: Eukaryota; Metazoa; Arthropoda; Insecta; Lepidoptera; Crambidae.
CGGUCAGUUAAUCAGUUUUCCUCGUUGGCUCACUCCGCCCGCCGCCUCAUUUUGUUUGUCGCACGAUGGUGAAUACGUGUUUACAUUGAAAACUUUUCGGAAACAAAUCGUUGGUUUAUAUCUAAUGUGCCGUGUUGUGUUCUAAAACUAUUUUAAUAUAAUCAACAUGCAGUUGAACGUGAUAAAAUUUGUGUUACUAACAUUAACGCUGUGCUACGGACAAAAUAUUCCAAAUAUACCCAACGUGGUGGAUCUACACAAAGGACUCACAGAGAAGAUCGGCAAUUUCUCGAUUGAAUUCCUGUAUCACACGUCUCAGUUGCAGCCGAGAACUUCGAAUCUUAUUGCAUCGCCGAUCACAGUGUGGACGGUUUUAGCAGUCACUGCUGAAGGGGCAGCGGGUGAAACACUCAACCAAAUCAACAAUGUUAUACGCGUGACAGCGAAAAAUCGGGACCUGGUGCGCAAUGAGUACAAGGACAUUGUGAAAUGGCUUCAAGUUAAAACGGGUACUGUAGAACUUGCAAAAGUUAACGCUAUGUUCGUAGACCUAGCAGGCCUCCCUCUAAAGGACUUCAUAGACUCGGCAAAGGCUAACUAUGACACUGAUGUUGUUCCUCUAAACUUCGCAGAAUCUGAUGUAGCAUCUGAUUUAGUGAACAGGGUUAUUUCUAAUGUGACCCACGGCAGGAUACCAAAAUUAGUUGACAGCAGCUAUUUCACCAACUCACAUUUAAUUUUAACCAGCGCUGUAUAUUUCAAAGGACAGUGGACAAUACCUUUUAACGCGUCUUCCACAAGAAAGAGUCCAUUCUAUAGUAGUGAUGGAAAACAAAUCGGCGAAGUGAACAUGAUGCACAGUACUUACACUUAUCCAUUUGCAAAUAUACCUGAGAUAAAAGCCAGAAUAUUGGAAUUACCAUAUGGAACUGAAAACCGUCUUUCCAUGGUCAUCAUGUUACCACAUACUGGAGUUUCAUUAGACAGCAUGUUUCUAAAUUUCAAUAACUUCACAAUAGAUAGAAUGUUUGAAGAGUUAAAGAUUGCCCGAGAAAAUUAUGGUGACGAUGAGGUCAGUUGCUUCCUUCCAAGGUUCAAAAUUGAAUCAAACCUAGAUCUCACACCCAUUUUGAGAGACAGAUUAGGUAUUGUUGAUCUCUUUGACAUCUCCAAAGCAAGACUGUACCGUAUGGCAAGAAUGCCUUUAUAUGUUUCAAAGAUUAUUCACAAGUCAGAAAUAGAAGUAUCCGAACAAGGUACUGUUGCUAGCGGAGUCACUGUUGCCGAUUUCAGCAAUCGUUUCGGAGUUAUAACUUUUAAUGUAAACCGACCAUUCAGUUACAUGAUAAUAGAAAAAGUUACCAAUACCAUAGUAUUCGGUGGAAUCUAUCAAGAGCCAUCAUUAUUUUAAAUUAGCAUUUAUAUUGGUAAAAAUCAUUUUAAAUUCAACUUAUCUGUGAUGUUAACCUUCAUACAAUGUUUCUGUCUCUCUGGGUUUUAUGUUUAAUUUACAUAAUGUCACAACAUUCUGUAUGAUAAAUGCAGACUUAGGAUAAGGUUAAAAUAUUUCAUCUUUUGUAAAUG